GGGUGGGGCUUUCGACGUUUUGAUUAGCGCACACAUUGGACCAAUCGAUUCGGAGCACAUGGUGGAUGUGUCUGAAUUCGGGAAAAAAACCAUGUUUGUAGUUUGUCCAAUCAGAUGUUGAAGUGAACGCACGUGCACCUGCCAAGUUAGGGUGUGCACGUAUUGGCACCUCUCCUCUACUUGGGCCCAUCCAGAUGCGGCGAAGGAGGAAAUGCUCUUUUGUCUGUUGCUGAAUCGUAGGCGAAGGCCAAGCCCGAUCCCAGCGACGCUCACGCCACUGCGCGCUGGUUGGUCUCCCAAAAUACUUGGGGAAUCAUUAGCACUAUCUCUAUUGAUCUGCAAGGGGCUCCGUUUGGGUCAAGGAACUGGUAUCCCUUACUUCUACCUAACAUUGCUGGACCCGACUCCAAGAGAUUUGCAAAAGGAUUCUCGUUGUUCUCUCACUGUUAGUGAAUUUCCUCUUGGCACAUGUAGUGGGAUAGAUCCCGAGAAUCCAACCUGCUCUAAGUUGACUUUGACAGGAAAGAUGGAGGCACUUAACAUGAGUGGUCCAGUAGCUGAUUUUGCUUCCCAGGCAUUAUUUUCAAAACAUAGUGAGAUGAUGGAUUGGCCCACAGAUCAUAACUUCCAAUUUUUCAAGUUAAAUAUAGAGAAUAUAUUCCUAAUUGAUUGGUUUGGUGGGCCCAAACCGUUGUCUGUGGCAGAAUACCUGCAACCCGGACGAUUGGUUUUAUCUAGUUGACAAUUUUUCUUCUUUGGUGCUUAAUAUUUAUGUCUUUUGAAUGCAAGCUUACAUAACUAUUUAUUGUGAUUUCUAUAUGUUUUCGUUAUAGUUAUCUCACUGGACCAAUAAGGUGGCAUUUUGCCAUUUAUUCUUAAAGAAUCGUGUACACCAAAACAGGGUGCCACUAAAUAUAAAGGUUAAUUGACACAUAUAAUUAUUGCAAAGGGUGCAAGGAAACCAAUUAUUGAAAAUUGUUCAGUUGUUAGUAUGAACUUGUAGUAUAGAGUGAAAUGUGCAUGCCUUAUAUAAGUAAAAACAAUUGAAAGGGAAGUUGUUUUGUAAUAACAAGUUCUGUCCAUAUUGUUGUUUUCCGGCUUUAGGCAUUCGUGGUGCUUGGACACUGUUCUGAAUUAAUUUACAGUAAGAAUAAAGAAGCAAUGCAUUUUUUCUCUA
Molecule: messenger RNA, 1177 nt
Organism: Cryptomeria japonica (Japanese cedar)
Lineage: Eukaryota; Viridiplantae; Streptophyta; Pinopsida; Cupressales; Cupressaceae
Exons: 6
Coding region: 212-742 (176 amino acids)
Source: RefSeq, a predicted model, not a curated record